GUCUGACCCGCGGUUGCACAUGAACUCAACCUGUAGUUGACUGAACUGUUUUUACCUUCACCUGGUUGUUUCACCUUCCUUUUGGUGUGAUUCUGUGGCUGUGGGAAGCACAUCGGCGCCCACAUUUGGACGUACCUCAUUCUUCUAGUCUCAGAUUGAGUUUGCUGUAGUCAUGCAGGCACACGAACUGUUGAAGCAGCUUCGAAUCCCUGAGCUGUCCGAGGUGAGGGACUAUUUCCACAGCCUCUCCACAAACACCCUCCUCGGCAUGGGUGCGUUCACCGCCGUCACGGCGUACUGGUUCGCCACCAGACCCAAAGCCCUCAAAGCACCCUGUGACCUGCGCAUGCAGUCAGUAGAGCUGCCGGGUGGAGAAUUUGCUCGUCGAGGGGCGGUUUUAAAUGGAGGACCGCUCUUGAGCCAUUUCUACGAGGACGCCAAGACCUUAUACGAGUGGUUUCACAGGGGUCUGAGGGAGUCAAAUAACGGUCCCUGUCUGGGAUCGAGAAAACCAAAGCAGCCGUAUGAAUGGCUUUCGUACUCAGAGGUGAUUGAGCGAGCAGAGAAUUUGGGAUCAGCAUUUUUGCACAAAGGACACUCGAAGGAUGGAGACCCCUACAUCGGCAUCUUCUCUCGGAACAGACCAGAGUGGACGAUUUCCGAGCUGGCCUGCUACACAUACUCUCUGAUAUCAGUUCCUCUGUAUGACACCUUGGGCACAGAAGCAAUAAGCUACAUCCUCGACAAAACCUGUAUCUCUACAGUCGUAUGUGACGUACCUGAGAAGGUCAAGCUGCUGUUGGACUGUGUUUCGGGCCGGCAGCACUCAGUCAAAACCCUGAUCCUCAUUGAAAACUUUGACACUGAUUUGGUCAGCAGAGCACAGCAGUGUGGCAUCGACAUCAUCAGUCUGAGAGACGCAGAGAAUAUCGGCAAGGCUCAUCGACAGCAUCCUGUGCCCCCUCAGCCUGAUGACUUGGCUAUUAUUUGUUUUACAAGUGGAACCACAGGAAACCCUAAAGGAGCGAUGCUCACCCACAGCAACAUAGUGUCUAAUGUUUCUGCCUUCAUCUACGUCACAAAGCCCACUUGCCCCAUCGGUCCUCAGGACACACACAUCUCUUACCUGCCCCUGGCACACAUGUUUGAGAGAGUCGUACAGGGUGUGAUUCUGAUGCACGGCGCACGUAUCGGAUACUUCCAGGGGGACAUUCGAAUUCUGAUGGAUGACCUCUCGACCCUGAAGCCCACCGUAUUCCCUGUGGUUCCUCGUCUGCUGAACCGCAUGUUUGACAAGAUCUACGGACAGGUCAACAGUCCCCUGAAGAGGCGCAUCCUGGAGUUUGCGUUCAGGAGGAAAGAGAACGAGAUGAAGAGCGGGAUCAUGAGGAGAGACAGUGUGUGGGACAAGAUCAUCUUCAAGAAAGUCCAGGCCAGUGUUGGAGGACACGUUCGAAUGAUGAUAACUGGAGCGGCUCCCAUUUCAGCUCCUGUUCUCACCUUCCUGCGAGCUGCAUUGGGCUGCCAUUUUUAUGAAGGAUACGGUCAGACUGAAUGCACUGCCGGCAGCACAGCUACAAUACCAGGAGACUGGACUGCGGGUCAUGUUGGAGCUCCUCUGCCCUGUAAUGACAUCAAACUCGUGGAUGUGGCAGAGAUGAACUAUUAUGCUGCUAAAGGCGAGGGAGAGGUGUGUGUGAGGGGUCCUAAUGUUUUUAAGGGGUAUCUGAAAGACCCUGAGAAGACGAAGGAGGCUCUUGAUGAAGACGGUUGGGUUCACACUGGAGACAUUGGCAGGUGGCUGCCGAAUGGCACUCUAAAGAUUGUGGACCGUAAGAAGCACAUUUUUAAGCUGGCUCAGGGUGAAUACAUCGCUCCAGAGAAGAUCGAGAACAUUUACAUCAGGAGUGAAGCUGUGGCGCAGGCUUUCGUACAUGGAGACAGUCUGCAGGCCUGUCUGGUAGCCAUCAUUGUGCCUGAUCCAGACUUUCUGCCCGGCUGGGCCAAGAAGAGAGGCAUAGAGGGCUCAUAUGAAGAACUGUGCAAAAAUAAGGAGGUGAAGAAAGCCAUUCUGGAGGAUAUUGUGAAAUUGGGUAAAGAAAGUGGCCUGAAGUCUUUUGAACAGGUGAAGGACAUUGCUCUUCACACCGAGAUGUUCUCCAUCCAAAACGGCCUCCUGACGCCCACCCUGAAAGCCAAACGCGCUGAUCUCAGGGACUGCUUCAGGAAACUGAUCGAUGAGCUUUACUCCAACAUCAAAAUAUAAAGCCGAGGAAAUGUAACAGAGCUGAUCUGGGUCCCACGACUGAAAAGACCUAGUUCAAAACAAGAGGCCUGAGAGAGCUUGUUGUCAACUGAUGUAGCAUCAGUUUUAUAUGCCUUUCAGAAUAAGAUUAUAUCCUAGAUCAGCUGUGUUACUCGCCUCGACUUCAGCUUUAAACAUCCUGCCUCAGGAAAACGUUCCUACAUUUUGACACCAUCAUUUUUACCUUUGACUAUUUUAGGAGAAAGGGAAGAGAAAUCCACGAGCAAGAACAAUCUAAUGCUGUUAUUGAGUACAAAAUAAUAUUCCUCUUUUAUUUCAGUGCAGUUUUUUCUAAUGAGAUGAUGCAGAUAAGCCAAACAUUUUAUUCUGCUUAAAUUUGCUGAAAAUGUACUCAUCCUCACUUCAAGAUGAGUAGAUGAGUUUGUUUCUUCAUAAGAACAGAUUUGGCAGAUUUGAAAUUUAGCAUUAUAUCACUUGUUCACCAAUGGAUCCUCUGGAGUGAAUGGGUGCCGUCAGAAUGAGAGUCCAAACAGCUGUUAAAAACAUAGUCCACACAGGGUUCCCACGCUUCUUGAAAGUACUUGAAUAUCAGACACAUGAAUUCAAGGCCUGGAAAGUACUUGAAAACAAAUAUAGGUUCUUGAAAGUGCUUGAAAUACAUUUGAAACUAAAUUUUGUUUAGUAGAAUGGUGCUAUUUAAUUUUUUUUUUCCUAUAUGCAAUGUCAAAGGCAAAACGAAACAGCGCUAAUGAAUGGGGUGGAGAUGGGGUAGCACGAGAAAAAAACUUGGCAUGCGAAAAACACUGUUUGUUCAGUGCCGAGUUUUGCAAGCUCACAAAUCCUCUCAUUAUAACAAACAAAGUGUAGACGGGGUGUAAAUAAGAUAUUCACUGUGCAGUGUAGAGAGCUGCGUUGAUUAUAAUGGAACUUUGUGAGAUCGCGAUGAACGAAGGAGAGUGACAGCUUUUAAUGAUUAAGGCAGUUUGCAAAAUGAUAUUGAUUUAAUACAACAGUUCAUUAAACAAGAAGUUAAUAUUAAGUGACUUGCAUUGUCUUAACACUAUUGCCUAAUUUUGUUCUAUUUCUUCAACAAAAAUAGUUAAAAAUACAAACAAAGUAACAGCUGAGCCGCUGCGCAUCUCCAUUCAACACAGCGUUGUUUUAUGUAUGUAUGAAUGGGCGUUUUUAAACGAAUCUGAUUCAGUUACCCAUUCAUAAAGACAAACACUGGCUUCAUUCCUGAAUGAAUAAGCUGUUCGAACGAAUCAUUUGAAUGAAAGAUUCAGUCAUAAAAUCAGUGACUUGCCUCCAUCUACUGUCAGAUUUACUUUCAUUUUAAAGUAUUUUUUCUGUUAUUUAAAUCAUAUAAUAUUUCUAUAUUCACAAUGUUAUAUUUAAAACAUUGACCUCAACAUGAAGUUAUGAAUUUAAUUGCACUCAUGUGACCACUGAGCCUCAUUAAAUCAUCUGAAAAUACACCUAGAAGCCACUUUUUCUGUGCAAUGCACCUCUGUAGUACAAAUUAAUUUAUUUCAUUUGAUUGGUAACUUAUUCUUAUUCUACUUGUUUUUAUUCUGCUGUUUUAAUUCGAAAUUUUAAAACAGCUUAUAAAUAUAUAUUUUUGACUUUGACAAAAGAUUACAUACUUUUAAUAAAGUUAGAAAAAUGCCAUUACAAAGGUAUUGGUACAUCACUUUAAGGAGUCAGAUAUCAUCUUGUAAUGGGAAGGCUAAUAUUUGAUCAGAAUUUUUGAUUAUUGAUUAGAAGGUUCCCCUGAAAUAUUUGACUGUGCUCCUAAUUGUUUUUUUUUUUUUAAUUAGGAACACAAGUGAGUAAGUGUAAAGCCCUGUUUAACCACUGUUUAUUAAUUUUAAAAAAUAAGAAAAUAUUUCAAAUUUAAAUCUUUUACAAGAAUUACAGCAAAAACCAGUUUGAUGCAAGAAUAUAUAUUUUUAUCAGUAUUUGAGAAAUUCAAAAUUCCUUUGAACACGACUGCUCAAAAUGGUCUAAAAUUAUGAAACCUACACAUUCAAUACCUCUUUACUCUGAUUUUUUUAUGUUAAUGUUAAGUGUACGUGAAAUGUUAAGUACUGUAAGAGGUCUUUCAUGACGCUACAUAUGCUGGGUGUGAAUUUGAUUGGUGCUUGAUAUAAAAUAAAUGGUGCUUUAAUAAGUCCUUGAUUAUGGACUUGAAAGGGUGAUUAAGGACUUUUGGUAUUUGGCCAGGAGGUGACAGUUUAAAGUUAAUAAAUCUUGAUGGAUUUGUUUCUUACAAACACUCAACUUUUCUCUUCAUAAGACGUUAAUUGAUGGACAGGAGUGAUGUGGAUUACUUGUGGAUUAUUGUGAUGUUU
Messenger RNA from Cyprinus carpio (common carp), 4620 nucleotides. RefSeq names its product long-chain-fatty-acid--CoA ligase 1. Gene Ontology annotation, molecular function: arachidonate-CoA ligase activity. Gene Ontology annotation, cellular component: membrane; endoplasmic reticulum. The record is from RefSeq and is a predicted model, not a curated record. Gene Ontology annotation, biological process: long-chain fatty-acyl-CoA biosynthetic process; very long-chain fatty acid metabolic process; long-chain fatty acid metabolic process. NCBI's taxonomy places the organism in Eukaryota, Metazoa, Chordata, Actinopteri, Cypriniformes, Cyprinidae.